Molecule: messenger RNA, 945 nt
Organism: Marmota monax (woodchuck)
Lineage: Eukaryota; Metazoa; Chordata; Mammalia; Rodentia; Sciuridae
Product: olfactory receptor 51E1-like
Exons: 1
Coding region: 1-945 (314 amino acids)
Biological process (GO): G protein-coupled receptor signaling pathway
Cellular component (GO): membrane
Molecular function (GO): G protein-coupled receptor activity; olfactory receptor activity
Source: RefSeq, a predicted model, not a curated record
AUGUUUGAAUUCAAUACCACGACAUUUCAUCCUUCUUUUUUUAUUCUUACUGGCCUCCGAGGGCUGGUGGGUGCCCGCCUAUGGCUGGGACCACUCUUGAGCCUGAUGUACAUUACUACAAUGGCAGGAAACUGCACAGUAAUAUACUUGGUGAGGACUGAGAGGAGUCUACAGGAGCCUCAGUACCAUUUCUUGUCCAUGCUGGCUGGGGCCGAUAUUGUCCUCUCUAUCUCCACCCUUUUGUCUGUGCUCAAGGUCUUUAUCCUUGGCCUCUAUGUAAUUGCAUUUGAUAGUUGCCUCACUCAACUCUUCUUUAUUCAUACAUCCUCUUCCAUGGGCUCAGGUAUCCUGUUGGCCAUGGCUUUUGACCGCUUUGUGGCCAUCAGUCACCCCCUGCAAUAUACCACCAUACUCACCAACUCACGAGUCACCAAAAUGGGACUGGCAGCCUUUCUGAGGGGUGUAGCACUCAUGACUCCAUUGCCCAUCCUGCUAAAGAGGCUGCCUUUCUGCAAGGGCCAGAUGCUCUCCUAUUCCUAUUGUCUCCAUCCAAAUGUCAUGAAGCUAGCUUGUGGUCAAGUCAAAAUCAAUAUUUUCUAUGGUCUGAUUUUGGUCAUCUUUUCUUUUGGGAUUGAUUUUCUCCUCAUAGCCCUUUCUUAUGUUCUGAUAUUCCAAGCAGUGCUGGGUAUUGCUUCCAGAGAAGGACAGAUGAAGGCACUCAAUACAUGCUUGUCUCAUAUCUUUAUUGUGUUUAUUUAUUAUGGACCUCUCCUGGCAAUAACUGUAAUGCAUCGAAUCCACCACAAAAGUUCUCCAUUGGCACAUGCAGUCCUGGGAAAUAUUUACCUCUUUAUGCCCCCAAUGCUCAACCCAAUUGUGUAUAGUCUGAAGACCAAACAGAUACGUGCUGCUCUGAGAAAAUCUUUCAAGGUCCAGCAAGCAUGA